Messenger RNA from Papilio polytes (common Mormon), 821 nucleotides. RefSeq lists its product as uncharacterized. Bases 138 to 806 code for a protein of 222 amino acids. The record is from RefSeq and is a predicted model, not a curated record. NCBI's taxonomy places the organism in Eukaryota, Metazoa, Arthropoda, Insecta, Lepidoptera, Papilionidae. The transcript has 6 exons.
UCUGCAGAUGUCAAUUUUGUCAAAUAAUGUAAAUAUGUUACAUUAAUUUAUUCUAAACAAACCAAUAAUGUUACCAAUAAAAAUCAACGUUCUUGAAACGUCCAAAUAAAUAUUAUGGAAGUGACGGCAACACACUAAUGCUCGAAUACAUUUUACUCAUCUUCUUAAUAACUUGUAUACUAUAUGCAUAUUCAAGAGAUGACCGACUGUUCGCGAACACGGCUGCGGGCCUACAGGAGGUAUGGUGCAACACAUGCCGGCUACGCUGCCGGCGCCUGCGCAAGCAGGUGUAUACAGUGGUGACAGGGGGCGAAGGGGGCGCGGAAGGCGGCGAGGACCCCGGCAGUAGCCACCCUGUCGCCCUACACCAGAGCUGCGUCUGCGAGUCCUGUCCCUGCGCGGUUGUUGAAACUGUCAUAGAUACCUGCAAGCCCAUUACAAGAACAUACGCCUUCGUGGUGGCUGUGAUUUUUCAAGCUUACUACGAUUUUAUAGAAAUGACGGUCGAUAUGUAUGACAGAUUUCUGUACAUUUUGAUGCAAAAUCAAGAGACAGGCAGAACGUUGCAGCUCACCGCACCCAUCGAUCCAAAAAUUAAAAUCAGGAAUAAGCCGAUAUCUAAACAAGAGGUGUCAAUGCGGAGAGACGAUGACAGAACAGAGCCAAGAACCAGCGCUGGGAAUGACAGAGAUGACGCUGAUAGGUCCGAGUACGACAAUAUCCCGGGCACCGAUUGCCCCGCCUGCGCCGAGAAAGGUCUGACCUGUAUCGGCAGAUGUCCUGCAGAACGUUCUAGAAGAGAAUAAACGAAUUUUCAACUG